AACGUUCAGUACACCCUAAGCCAUCGUCGCGGUUGGAAGGUCUCUCGCAUCUACACUCACGCACGUGUGCAUAUACACGCAGCAUAGAGAGAGAGGGAGACAGACAGACAGCAGACAGAGACACAGAAAGAGAGAGAGAAAGAGAGAGAGAGAGAGAUAGAUCGGACUGAAUAUUUUUACCACGACCUGUCGCCAUCAUCAUUAUCAUCAUCAUCAUCAUCAACAUCAACAUCAUCAUCAGCAUCGUCGUCGGUGUGAAGCUUCAAAUCCAGACUGCGUGCACGUAACAGUGUCGUGGGACAAAAGUGGAGGGUGGUGUGUUUACUGUGGUGACGGCGAGGGUAUUAUCUUGACAGAACUGAAACUGGUCAGGUCAGUAACACGGGAUGCGACUAAAGCCUUGCCUCGCAGCCUUCUAUUUCCUGUUGCUUUCGAUCGUCUCGAGCUAUAUAUCGCCUACACUCGGUUCUGAUAUACUUCGUUACAAGCGCUCGAGGCAUCGUUACUUUACGGCAAAAGAUGACGACGGCGCGUCGACCAGCACAGGAGAAGCUUUGUUCACAACUCCAGCUUCGAUAGAUGAUGCAUCCAUAGACUCGGGGAACUGGCACGUCCACGAGAAUGGCAAUCCGUGCCUGGAGAAGUAUUGCGGCGCGGGCAAAGAGUGCCAGGUUACGGCGUACGGCGGGACCGUCGAGGCCGUGUGCGUUUGCGUUCGGAGAUGCGCGCGGAAGCAUCGACCGGUCUGUGCCAGCAACGGCAGGGUGUACGCCAAUCACUGCGAGCUGCAUCGCACGGCCUGCAACACCGGCACGUCGUUGACCACGCGGAGGCUCUCCAGAUGCCUGAGCAAUGGUAAUUACAGCGCUCAGGCGCGAAAGGACUUCUUCGCGUAUCAUGCCCCGUCCAAAGGCAAGAACAUCUCAUAUGCCAAGUCCAAAAAUAAGAUGAAGCAUCAUCCGGCGGGCAAAUCGAUUCCGCGGAAAGACGGCCACGGUACGGAAGAGUGUUGCGCGCAGGAAUACGAAAUUAUGAAAGACAACUUGCUUCUCUAUAGUCAUGCCAGAUUAAUGGCCGAGGACAAUCACAGCAAGGAAUACUUGGUCAGCAUCAUGUUUUCUCACUAUGACAGAAACAACGACGGCAAUUUGGAGCGGGAGGAGCUCGAGCAGAUCGCCGAGGAAGAAAAUAUGGAGGAACUGAGCGCGGGAUGUAACUUGAGCCAUAUGAUUAGUUACGACGACACCGACGGUGACGGCAGAUUAAACGUUAACGAGUUCUACAUGGCCUUCAGCAAGCUUUACAGUGUGUCGGUGGUAUCGCUGGAUAAAUCCCUGGAGGUAAAUCACAUAUCCGCGCGAAUCGGGGACAACGUGGAGAUUAAGUGUGACGUUACCGGAACACCGCCGCCACCCUUGGUCUGGCGUCGUUACGGCACCGACGUGGAGACCCUGAGCGAGCCGGAGAUUCGCGUCUUCAACGACGGCAGUCUGUAUCUGACGAACGUGCAACUGGAACACGCCGGCAAUUACACGUGCCACGCUCUCAGCAACCAAGACGUGGUGCAGACUCACAUGCUCACUGUGUACACCAUACCCGAGGUCCAAGUGACACCGCAGUUCCAGUCGAAACGGCCGAAGAGGACGGCGAAGAUGAGGUGCCACGUAGUAGGCGAGCCUCUCCCGCGUGUACGAUGGCUGAAGAAUGACAAACCCCUUAGCGAGGAGCCGCCGGACAAGUAUGAAGUGGUAGGGAACGGCACCAAGUUGCUGAUCAGAAAAGUCGAUUACGCCGACACUGGUGCCUACAUGUGCGAAGCGGUCAGUGCUGGAGGACUAACGAGGGACAUUAGCAGCUUGGUGAUCCAAGAACAACCUACACCUAUCGCAACGGAAGAGGAACGUAGAUUUUUCUCCUUCCACGAGUGGGGUAUCUUGGUGUACGAGCCUUCCAUGUGUCACGCGUUACACGAAAUCCGAUCCACGGACAUCAUACCUGGUACCCAGGAAUACGUCUGUGGGCCAAAAAAUGUCCCAUGUUCUUGGGGACGUGCCAUAAAUAUCGCCAAUCGAUACGUAUACGUCAGCCAACCGGAUAAAGAUCGCGUGCUGGUAAUCAGCGAGGUGCAAAUGAUGAUAAUCGAUGUGGUGGCUACGGACAAGAAUCCCGUGGAUCUGUGGUAUGUGCAAAAUCUCGACUACGUCUGGAUAUUAAACUGGAGGAGCGAGAUGGAUGUCGGUAUCAAAACCGUACAAGUGAUCAAGGAAGCUGCCCAACGAAAGAAACACCAUACAGUGCGACCUGAGCCAAUCGAUGCACAGUUUGAUCUCGUGAAAGGCCUAUAUAUUCCGCAACAACGUGAUACGAAACACACAUUCAAGUAUGGUUACGUGAGUCAUACGAAUCAACGUGGAAUGUACAAACUCGACCUAGCUAAUAUGAGAUACACGCGCACCGUGAACUUGGCCGACUACAACUGCGUACCAGUGAGCGUAGAAUUUUCCGAUCUGUACGGCUUUGUGGUACUAGAAUGCGAGGAGCCGAUCACUGGACAUCCGACUGGUCAAGUGCUAUUGGACUAUCUCACUGACAGUGUUCUCGCUCAUAAACCGAACAUCUUGGGGAAACCAGCAGUUUCACCUGAUUCCAGAUAUCUGGUUACUCUCGACAAGCAGGACACUGGUGUCACUCUUGUAGUGCAGGAGAUACUACCGAGCGGACUAAAAUUCGCAUUCGACGUGAAAACAACGUUAAAUAUCAGCGAUAUUGCUUUCUAUCCGUCGCAGACAACGCAUAGUUACGAUAUAUACGCCUCGUCGAUGGAUAAAGAAGAUAUCCUUUUUUUGGAUUUAACCACUGGCAAAGUGGAAAUGAUAACGGGCGUGGGAAAGGCAACACCACCACACCUCACCAAGUGGGGUAACCCAAAUAGACCGAUAAUACAAAGCGGUAUAUUCGGUCGAUAUAUGGUAAGCCCCUCCAACCAGGCACUCUUUGUUCUUAACGGGGAAACCCGUACGGUGAAUUGCGAGAUUGGUGGCCUUAUACAUCCCGGCGCGAUUGUCUGGUUCACAGUUUCGCUACGUUAA
Odontomachus brunneus is the source of this 3089-nucleotide messenger RNA. RefSeq names its product follistatin-related protein 5-like (gene Fstl5). Gene Ontology annotation, molecular function: calcium ion binding; protein binding. Gene Ontology annotation, biological process: multicellular organism development; regulation of BMP signaling pathway; cell differentiation. Bases 387 to 3089 code for a protein of 900 amino acids. NCBI's taxonomy places the organism in Eukaryota, Metazoa, Arthropoda, Insecta, Hymenoptera, Formicidae. The record is from RefSeq and is a predicted model, not a curated record. The transcript is spliced from 18 exons.